UAAGAGGUAACGAGAAAAUGCUGAAAGCAACAGAGGACAUAUUGGAUUCAUAACUCAUUGACUAUUUUUCAGGAAUUUAUUUUCUGAAGACUUCAAUCAUUAUUGCAUCAGCUUUUUUAAUUAAUCUGUUUCUUUUCAUCGCGUUCGUUGCGGGUUUUUACGAAUUAAGAAAAGAGGCAGAGUAUAUACGACUACGAGUGUCAUGGCGACCAUCUGGCCUCUCCUGCAAGCAGUAUUGGUCGUAAUGGCGUUUCAUCUUGGUGGUUCUGACGCUAAUGAACCUGUUAUUGCUCCCUUCAAAUUCCAAUCCAGGCUAAAAGUAGGAGAACGAGGAAGUGUGCUGUGCACCAUCCGAUCAGGAGAUGGACCAUUCAAUUUCAAAUGGCUUAAAGAUGGUCACGAGUUUAUAAGACCAUUUCCUGGUGUCGAUGUUCGAACUACUGCCGACACUUCACUUUUUAUCGUACAAUCUGUCACAUUGCAAAACAAUGGAAACUACACCUGUAUUGUGUCUAACUCACAUGGAUCAGAUAGUCACACUACGUCUCUUGUCGUAACAAUGGCUCCAGCGUGGGAGAAAGAACCUACUGACAUUACAGUGGAAGAAGGAAGAUAUAUUAAAAUCGAAUGCAAAGCCCGAGGCUUCCCAAAACCACAGAUAAAGUGGGAAAACAAACACGGAAAUAUUUUAAACUUCUCUGAUUCUACUUUUGCUACUUCUGAAAAUGGAGAUCUUAUAAUUUCCAACACCCGGGCCUCCAUGGAAGGUUAUUACACUUGUCAAGCAGAAAACGGAGUAGGUUCGAACUUAAAGAAAAUGAUAUACUUAUCUGUCAAGGGAAAGCCAAUAAUUCAACCAUUUACAUUUCCAAAAGAUGUUACUUCUGGAAAGAAAAUUACAGUCACUUGCUCCGUUGCAAGUGGCCAUCCACCUUUAGAAUUUAAUUGGCUCAAAAAUGGUAAAAGAAUAACUUCUUCACCAGCGAUGGAAAUCCGAAGCUAUGGCGAUCUUUCAAUGAUUGUAAUUGAAAAUGCGAAUAAUCAGUCGUCUGGUAACUACACAUGUGAAGUUUCUAAUAUAGUCGGACAGGAUACUCAUACUUCUGUUCUAGAAGUAAAAGUUCCACCAUACUGGAUACAAAAGCCUCAAGACAUGUUACUUCCAGUUGGCGAAAAUGUUAAUAUCGUGUGUGAAGCUGGAGGGACUCCUUUACCCAUCAUAACAUGGUUGUAUUCGCCCGAUGGUGUUGUCUACAACACAGUUGUUCCUGGUGUCAAGGGAAAGAGUAAUUUAAUUCUUAACAGAAUAAAGAAACAAGAAAGAGGACAGUAUGUCUGCACAGUGUCCAAUGAUGUUGGAAACUCAUUGAAAAAGGAAAUUAAUAUAAAUGUGUUAGUUCCAGCUAGAUUUGAAGAAAAAUUCAGUGUUGAAACAGUACGAAGAGGCGAAACGGCUUCUUUAAAAUGCGAAGCUAUCGGUGACCUGCCUCUUGAGGUCACAUGGGCAAAGGAUAAACGAAAUUUGGAAAUUAAGGAACUUGACAGGUAUGAAAGGUUUGAGACAACAGUAGAGAAAGGCCUAACUUCUGAAUUAAUGAUUCGAUCUACUGACAGAAAUGACGGUGCCUUGUACACAUGUUUUGCUAAGAACGAUUAUGGCUUGGACGAAAAAAAUAUCAAAUUGGUAAUUGUAGAGGUUCCUGCCAGACCUUUGGAUGUCCGAGUGCAGGAAGUCUGGAGUAGAAGUGCCACCAUCUCUUGGUCUGUCCCCUACAGUGGAAACAGUCCAAUCACCAAGUUUAUUGUGCAGUAUUGGCAAGAAAAGGAAAAUGGACAACGAUUGUUGGAACAGACAAUACCAAGUAGCCAGACUUCAGUUCUUCUUAAGUCUUUGCAUCCUGGAUCUCCUUAUGCUGUCACAGUGGUUGCUGAGAACGAGGUUGGACAAGGAAUGCCUUCACAAACUAUACAGUUUGUUACAGGAGAAGAAGCACCAGUUAGUCCUCCUACUGAUGUACAGGUUAAGCCGAAGGGAUCUUCCUCACUCCUUGUAACGUGGAAGCCUCCACCGAAAGAACUGUGGAAUGGAGAGCUGAGGGGUUAUUACAUAGACUACAAGGUUAACAGUUCCCCUACAUCUUACUUAUUCAAGACCGUCGAGUCAUCGUCAAACGACAGCUACGAGUACAUUCUCAGUCCUUUGAUGAAAGCUACACGGUACAGCGUAGUAGUGAAAGCCUACAAUGGUGCAGGAACUGGUCCUCCAUCUGAGGAGAUAACAGUCAAAACCCUAGAGGGAGACUUACCUUUACCUCCACCAGUGGAAUUAGUAUCUAAUUCUGAUUCUGCCAUCAGUCUAAAGUGGGGUAAAAGUCCGUCUCAUAAUAUUCCUGUCACAGGGUAUACUCUGCACUACAAGAAAAAGAACUCGGGGGAAUGGAACUAUGUUCAUGUUGUGGCCUCUGAUAAUAAUAUGUAUACAAUAAAAGACCUGGAGAGUGGGGCCACCUAUCAACUCUACCUUACAGCUGUAAAUCAGUUUGGGAGAGGAAAUCCUAGUGAUUACUUGAGCAUCACUACGAACCCGAAAGGCAUUGGAAUUGGCUUGCCAUUUUAUCUCAACCUAGCUAUAGUAGUACCUGUCACAGCUUCGGUGGUUGCAUUCGUUGUCGUUCUCGUCGUCAUAGUCAUUUUUGUGAAGAAAACAAAAGCGAGAAAAGCGCUGGAAAGAGAUUUAACUUCAUUGCAAAGUGGGAAGGUUGUGACUUAUGCUCCAGGCUCACAAAGGUAUAUAGAUAUGGAGAAGGCUAGACGUGUAAGUAAUCCAGAACCUGGGACACCAGCUGCCGCUAGCAUCGCUUCUUAUGCCUCUAUUCCUUCCAGGGACUUGGAACUUCGAGUAGACGAUCCUCGCCAGGAACUUAAAUCUUUUCUACCUCCUCAGAUGAGAGAUCGACCACUUCCUCAUCCGAAACCAUCGUCUUUGAAGAAAAGAGGUGAUUCCCAUCUCUAUGACAGAGCAGACUGACACGUUUAGAUUUCAAGCUUGCUAGAAAUGGUGUGUGCAAAAAGUUGUGUUCAUCUUCUCACAACGUUACUUAAAAGACUUAAUAAUAGCGCCUGUUAUGCAAAAAUAACGGGAAGUCAGUGACUUGAAACCUUACUUAUUGAGAGAUUUAACACUUUAACGUUUUGUACUAAGUUCUUUUUUCAUUAAGAUGGUGCUUUGUUGAAUGUAUUAGCUGACAUUCAGAUAUCUACUUAUGAAGUAUGGUUAAGUAUGUAACUUAGUGUUGUAACAAUGUUGAGCAAAUCUCUGACAAGAGGAGAUUUUUAUAUGUUAAUCAGAUUUUUAUGACACUGUAGUUAAGUGGUGGAAAUGUUGGGAGUCGCGAACGAGAACAAACAAUGGAUAUUUAUAAAGUUCGCGUACAUGAAACAAUAAACUGCUCUCACCGCUAUUAAAGUUGUAAAGUUAAACAGCUGUUUUAUGGUUAUGCUAGUUACGAAUCUAAAUUAUCUCUAAGGUACUUCACUACAAUAUCAUGUGGUAAACGUUUACUUAAACAUAUCCCUAAUUAAGUAACAGCUUUUUUGUUUUAUAAUGAAGUUCAGACAUCAUAAGUAGUUGUGAACAUCAUAUAAUAUGCACACUCACACAGAAUGUUAUUGCUACAAGAAAUGUUCAUUGUUGAGAUUAUGGAGGAAUAACUCCUUGUAUUCUGGCUUCAUUCUGUUGCUCUGUGGUUAAACGAAAUUAAGAUAUGUUGCAUGGCUGAAUGAUUAGUGAAAGUAUUGUCUUUCCGACUUAUAACCAUAUUUGGUUUUAGUACAAGUGAUGAGCAUUGAAUUGUAUUAUUGUAAUAUCCUUGUGUUAUUUUUUUUUGUCAGCUAUUACUAAUCUUUAUACACGUGAUUUUAUCUGUACCUUGUCUGCAUUUUCUGUUACAAAAAAGUGAUAAGAUUCCCAUGAACAGGGUACAGUAAUUCUGAUUUUAAUUGUUUGGUGCCUUCCCUGUUGCUUUGUUUGAUUUGUGAGUAUUUGUUUUAUCCUGUAUUAUAUCAUGUUCCUGUAGUUUGGUUUGUGAGCAUUUGUUUUAUCCUGUAUUACAUCAUGUUCCUGUAGUUUGAUUUGUGAGUGUUUGUUUCAUCCUGUAUUACAUCAUGUUCCUGUAGUUUGAUUUGUGAGUGUUUGUUUCAUCCUGUAUUACAUCAUGUUCCUGUAGUUUGAUUUGUGAGUAUUUGUUUUAUCCUGUAUUACAUCAUGUUCCUGUAGUUUGAUUUGUGAGUAUUUGUUUUAUCCUGUAUUACAUCAUGUUCCUGUAGUUUGAUUUGUGAGUAUUUGUUUUAUCCUAUAUUACAUCAUGUUCCUCUAGUUUGAUUUGUGAAUAUUUGUUUUAUCCUGUAUUACAUCAUGUUCCUGUAGUUUGAUUUGUGAGUAUUUGUUUUAUCCUGUAUUACAUCAUUUACCCAUGCAAUAUUUUUAUGUGGUUCUUUUGUGUGUCAUAUUGUAGAAUCUUUUAACACAUUACGUGAUUAGUAUGUAAGAUAAGAAUCAGAGACGCUUAAAACAUGAAACGAAGUUGCAUUUUACAAACUUAACUAGAACUGUAGAAAACUUUAAGUUUUCCCCCCCUUCUGUACCAGGAUUGUGGGUGUUACUUGGUCAGUGUUUUGUAGCAUGAACGAUAUAAUAUGCAUAUAACGAUGUAAUUUUAGUUUUUAAUUUUAUUUUCAGUAAGGUAGCAAGACACGUAGUUAGAGUAAAAUGUCACUCUUCUCAUGCUCUAGCUGUACACUUGAUAUUGUGUAUAGAGGUGUGCCUUUUUUAGACAGUAUUGCCAAGGCUUAAUUGAUGUAACGGUUACUUUUGUAAUGCAUUUUAUUCUUUUUCACAGAUAGUAAACCAGCAAGAGGGUCCUGCAUAAUUGUAUUUUUUUUUUAAAAACAUUGAGUAAUUUGACUUUAGUUUAAUGUGUAUUUAUUACAUCUGUUUUAUGCCAGAGAAAUGUCAAUUAUUAAUGAUUAAUAUUUAUGAUAAUAACUGGUUGUAUUCAUACAAAAAAUACUACUUUAUGAUAUUUUGAAAAAAAACAAGUUUUGAAAUUAUUGUUAACAUUAUUACAUAGCCAUAAUUUUUCGAUUAAAGUUUUCAACAAACUAUUCUUCGUAUCGAAAUUAUGGUUUUUGUUUGUCUUUUUGCUACUUUUUACGACUACUCAACUUUACUUAUUUAUUUAUUUAUCUUUUUAGUGAUCAUAUCACAUUUACAAGUACGAUAUUUCUUUCUUAUUCUAGUCUUUGUUCAUAAUUUUCUUGUAUUUUGCCAAGUGUUUUUCUUUCGUCCAGAUUAUGGUGUGUGCGUAUGUAUGUGUGAUCGAACAGAAUUUGUUUUUUGUAAAUACCGUAGAUUAUCGUUGUAGCAUUUCUGUGAAACUUAUAAGAAUGCAGAUGUCUGAAGUCACUGUCGUUUCAUAUACGAUAAUAAAGCAUAGCUGAUAACAUUA
Molecule: messenger RNA, 5507 nt
Organism: Limulus polyphemus (Atlantic horseshoe crab)
Lineage: Eukaryota; Metazoa; Arthropoda; Merostomata; Xiphosura; Limulidae
Product: Down syndrome cell adhesion molecule-like protein 1 homolog
Exons: 18
Coding region: 203-3028 (941 amino acids)
Biological process (GO): nervous system development; cell-cell adhesion; axon guidance
Cellular component (GO): axon; plasma membrane
Molecular function (GO): protein binding
Source: RefSeq, a predicted model, not a curated record